UGGCAUCCGAGUAAGUGAACUAGUAAAUAUCAAACACCGAGAUUGGCAAGAUAAUAGUUUACGAAUUCACGGCAAGGGCAAUAAAAUUCGGCAAGCUCUUUUGCCUCCUUUUUUAGUUCCCUAUCUCAAACCUGGCUCUCGCGCCAACGACCUGGGAGAAAUAACCAAUAUUGAAAUCCAGUUUAAAAGUGGCAAGACUUUAAGAACCAAACCUAAGGACUAUGUCGAACCCAAAGACAAAAAAGAAAUAUUUUUAAAACCCGAGGAAAUUAUCUUAUUCUUUAAUAACUCCACUCACACUCCCAAUCUCUUAGAUGCUGAAACUAUUUAUUUGGAAGACUUAUGA
Molecule: messenger RNA, 346 nt
Organism: Ambispora gerdemannii
Lineage: Eukaryota; Fungi; Glomeromycota; Glomeromycetes; Archaeosporales; Ambisporaceae
Source: the annotation of a GenBank genome assembly